AUGUCGCCUUUUCUCCCCGCAUUGAUCGAUUCGCACGCUAACUGUCGCCAUAAACUGGCCUUUUCUCUGAAGGAAGAAAAGCUGUACAAGGUUUCUUCAUCCUCUCGAGUAAUCUUUUGCUCUCGCCUUUUUUUCCCUUCUCUUUUUGCCUCCUCCCGCCUUAAUCCUUCGUUGUCCGCCACGUUUAUUUUCUUUUUUUACCUAUCGUCUCUGCCAACCUUCCUUGUAAUCGUCUUUCAUUUUGCUCCCCUCUUUUCUCAUCCUUUUUUACCGUCUUUCUUUUUGCUUCUCCCAUCUUUCUUUGUACCUCAACUUUUUUUUUUCUUUCGCUGCGUCACACUCUCCGCUUUCCUUUUUCUUUUUUUCGAUUUUCCUUCACUUUUUUCUCUUUCUUCACUUUUUUUUUUCCUUCCUCUUCUUUUUUCUUUUUCCUUCACUUUUUUCUUUUUCCUUCCUCUUCACUUUUUUCUUUUUCCUUCCUCUUCACUUUUUUCUUUUUCCUUCCUCUUCACUUUUUUCUUUUUCCUUCCUCUUCACUUUUUUUUAUUUAUUUUGCUUCCUCUUCACUUUUUUUUAUUUAUUUUGCUUCCUCUUCACUUUUUUUUUAUUUAUUUUGCUUCCUCUUCACUUUUUUUUUAUUUAUUUUGCUUCCUCUUCUUUUUUUUAUUUAUUUUAUUUUCUUCUCUUUUUUUUUAUUUAUUUUGCUUCCUCUUCACUUUUUUUUUUAUUUAUUUUGCUUCCUCUUCACUUUUUUUUUUAUUUAUUUUGCUUCCUCUUCACUUUUUUUUUAUUAACUCUUUUUUUUUAUUUAUUUUGCUUCCUCUUCAUUUAUUUUCUUCCUCUUCCUUUUUUUAA
This is a messenger RNA of Acanthosepion pharaonis, 855 nucleotides long. The record is from the annotation of a GenBank genome assembly. NCBI's taxonomy places the organism in Eukaryota, Metazoa, Mollusca, Cephalopoda, Sepiida, Sepiidae.